This is a messenger RNA of Arthroderma uncinatum, 1632 nucleotides long. RefSeq names its product rds1. The record is from RefSeq and is a predicted model, not a curated record. Gene Ontology annotation, molecular function: protein binding. NCBI's taxonomy places the organism in Eukaryota, Fungi, Ascomycota, Eurotiomycetes, Onygenales, Arthrodermataceae. The transcript has 5 exons. Bases 1 to 1632 code for a protein of 543 amino acids.
AUGCUGAUCAAGUACCUGCUGCCCCUCAUACCUUUUAACGCUUGCCCACAUCCACCAGCUAACCCGUCUGUCAACAGAGUUAGAACCCUCACAGGCAAGGAGAUCGAGCUGGACAUUGAGCCAGACUACAAGGUAUCCCGCAUCAAGGAGCGUGUAGAAGAGAAGGUGGGUAUUCCACCAGUGCAGCAACGGUUGAUCUUUGGCGGAAAGCAGAUGGCAGACGAUAAGAUCGCAUCAGAGUACAACUUAGAAGGCGGAGCCACACUGCAUCUGGUUCUAGCCCUACGAGGGGGACAUGGAGUCUUCCAUGUAGCUGCCCAGGUUAACACGGCGGCACCAGCUGCUGCACCACCUGUUCGAAGCCAUGAAUCUCUGGCCAGUCAUGGCUCAUUCAGUGGAACACCGACCGUCACUGGUGCUUUGAAGAAUACCGCAUUGGGAACGGAGAUACCUGCGAAACCUCCUGCAGCAUCAGCUACCACAUACCCGAGCGAUGGACAGCUUCAUAACCCUCAGCCAGCCCCUUAUGUUCCCGCCGGAGGACAAGGAACAAACGGAACGGAGCCAGUCUAUAAUGUCAAGAGUGACUUUGAUUAUGAAUCAUUGGCCCUGGCACUAUAUCAAGAAUGGAUCGAACUGGAUCUCUUCCGAUACGGCCUGAAGAUCUUCUCAGAGAAAGAAUUCACUGAUGCCGGCCUCACUUCCGAGGACCGAUAUCUGAUCGAGUUCAUGGCUGAGCAGGAAAUCGGCCAUGCGACCCUAAUCAGCAACAUCCUAGGCGCCCAGGCUCCUAUGCAAUGCACAUACAACUACCCUUUCACCACUGUCCGGGAGUACGUCGACUUUUGUCAAAAGCUCACUCGCUUCGGUGAGUCGGGAGUGUAUGGAUUCCUCGGACAUCUGAACUCAGGUGAAGCAGCUACGCUCCUGCUCCAGUCCAUUACCACUGAGGCUCGACAGCAGAUGAUCUUCCGCCAAUUCAACGGCGUGUUCCCUAUGCCCGUGUGGUUCGAAGUUGGCAUUCCUCAAUCAUGGGCCUGGACGCUUCUCGCACCAUAUAUCAGCUCAUGUCCAGCUGACCAGACCAGACUUGCCUGGCAAAACUUCCCGGCCCUUCAGAUCGUUAACCAGCCUAACCCAGCACGUAUAAAUGGAUCAGCAGGAACAAACGAGACGCUGACUCCCGGGAUGAACACGCUGAAGAGCUCAAACUUAACAUCAUCUGAAGCCUGUCUCAACGCAACCAGCCUGUCCAACGACUGCGGUCCAGCAAUCACCCAGAACCGCACAAACCCACUCUCCUACCCUGGCCGCGUCGUCAAUCUCUCAUGGGAAAGUCCCGGAAAACCAGUGGGGCCGAAUAACAGCUAUAUCACAACUUCGCAGGCCGGAGCUCCCAAGUUCGUCGUAUGGGUAUCGCAGCUUAACGUCACCUAUUCUCCCCUAAACAUGAAUGGAAAUAGCUCAGGAACUACCGUGCAGCCAAACCUGGAGACGUUCCAGGGCGACCCGGCGAUCAAUGGGACGAUGUUCAUUGCUAUCACCGACUCGGACACGCCGUACACGUCGUUUAACCUGUCAAUGAUCAAUCCACACGUCGUUGCUGGCCCAGCUUUGUAUCAAGCUGGCUGA